This is a messenger RNA of Sinocyclocheilus grahami, 1667 nucleotides long. Its product is annotated as apoptosis inhibitor 5-like. The transcript is spliced from 12 exons. Bases 423 to 1667 code for a protein of 414 amino acids. Gene Ontology annotation, cellular component: nucleus. Lineage: Eukaryota; Metazoa; Chordata; Actinopteri; Cypriniformes; Cyprinidae. Gene Ontology annotation, molecular function: RNA binding. Gene Ontology annotation, biological process: negative regulation of apoptotic process. The record is from RefSeq and is a predicted model, not a curated record.
AUGUAAAUAUCAGCUACUGUUGUUUUUUAGAUAUGGCAGAAGGAGCCAGACUCAUUGAGGAGGUUCCUCUUCUGACUGCCACUGGAAGAAAGUUCACUGUAAUCUUAUUUAAGGGCCUCAAUAGUGAUUAGCGCAUUAGAGACCCAAUCCAGCAGAUGGCGCUCUUUCCCAAUCAUCUCCCAAAAGCGUCGAAGAAGCGUUCCUCCCGCCGCCGCGCAGAGCAACAAACCCAAGCUGGCGUACUGCACGCGAGAUCAACGCUCGCUUCCAAAAUAACAUCCCACUGCAGCCCACAUCACAUCUGUGCUUUAAUACCGCGUCGCGUUUGGAGACAUUUGGAGCGGAUACAGCGGAAGUGUCGCAGGAGGAGCAGCAGAACUGCCGUUAUUCAUUGAAACCCCUCGGUGAAGUCAGACACGCUGAUGGCGGCGACAGUGGAGGAGCUCUACCGUAACUACGGCAUCCUCGCCGACGAGAAAGAGGAUCUCAGCAAACACAAAGAUGCUUAUCAGGUGAUUCUGGAUGGCGUUAAAGGAGGUCCAAAGGAGAAGCGACUGGCCGCACAGUUCAUUCCAAAAUUUUUCUGCAGUUUUCCAGCGCUGGCUGAUGCAGCCAUCAACGCACAGCUUGAUCUGUGUGAGGAUGAGGAUGUAUCUAUCAGAAGGCAAGCUAUCAAAGAACUGCCCCGUUUCGCAUCAGGAGAGAAUUUACCCAGAGUCGCAGACAUCCUCACACAGCUGCUGCAGACAGAUGAUUCUGCUGAAUUCAAUCAAGUCAACACCGCUUUGAUCUCCAUAUUCAAAAUCGAUGCAAAAGGAACUUUGGGAGGCUUAUUCAGUCAGAUCCUGCAGGGAGAAGAUAUUGUUCGAGAAAGAGCAAUUAAGUUUCUCUCUACUAAGUUGAAAAUGAUGCCAGAUGACACAAUGACAAAAGAGGUGGAAGAUUACAUCUUCAUAGAGACAAAAAAGGUCCUAGAGGAUGUGACGGGGGAGGAGUUUGUGCUUCUGAUGCGUAUCCUGUCCGGGCUGAAGAACAUGCAGACUGUGAGCGGGCGGCAGCAGUUGGUGGAGCUGGUGGUGGAGCAGGCUUUCCUGGAGCAGGCGCUGAACCCCACAGAUGCAGACAGCGUCGACCGGCUCCUGCAGUGCACGCGCCAGGCCUUACCACUCUUUUCUGUGAGUGAAACCACAGCAACGAAAAAUGUGCAUUCUACUCGCUUUGUGACAUACUUCUGUGAAUUUGUUCUACCCAACCUCAGUCUGCUCACCAGCCCUGUAGCAGAACUGGACAUCCAGCUGGAGGUACUCAAGUUAUUAGCAGAGAUGAGUCCGUAUUGUGGUGACAUGGACAAACUGGAGGUCAAUCUCAACAUGCUGUUUGAGAAGCUACUGGAGUUCAUGCCCCUGCCUCCAGAGGAGGAGAACGGAGAGAAUGCUGCCAAUGAAGAGCCCAAGCUGCAGUUCAGCUACGUGGAGUGUCUGCUCUUCAGCUUCCAUCAGCUGGGCAAAAAACUACCUGACUUUCUCAUCGACAAAAUCAGCGCAGAGAAGUUGAAGGACUUCAAGAUCAGGUUACAGUACUUUGCACGGGGGCUCCAAGUAUAUAUUCGACAACUACGCCCCUUAUGCCCUGAUGUGUGUCGUUCCGCGCUGUUCACUGAACGCUAG